Molecule: messenger RNA, 2550 nt
Organism: Theileria equi strain WA
Lineage: Eukaryota; Apicomplexa; Aconoidasida; Piroplasmida; Theileriidae
Exons: 2
Coding region: 1-2550 (849 amino acids)
Source: RefSeq, a predicted model, not a curated record
AUGGCAUAUUGCCAACUGAACCUGUGGCUUAAAGUUUCUAAACUCAAUAUUUCACGUUCAAAGUAUACAGUUUCCAGAUCAAUAUAUCGUUUAAAGUGUUUUGUUUUGGAGUCAAUCUUGGAUUCUUUUUUGUUUCGUAAAAUAUUUCGCUCACAGGUGCAGGCAACAUUUCGGGAGGCAGUUGAGGGUCAGAAUGGCGCUUUAGUAAUUUUGGAUUGGUAUAUACCGAACAAAUUAGUCAAAAUUUGUUCGGAAUGUGGACAUUUUAUACCUAAAACCGGUGGAUACACCACCAAUCCUAUGGAAGUUGGUGGUACACAUCAGGUUCAGGAAUCGGCUGUAGAAACUGAUGCGCCAAUUGGAGAUGCAAACAGUUCGGUUAGAUCAUCACAUUCUAGUUCAAAACUUGUUGCAUUAAAAACAACAAUUUCCUGCCCUACUCUUUACGACCGUGAUAUUAGUUCGGUUUCCUUACUUGAGGGUGUUAUUGCUGAAUUAAAUGAGCAAUUGACAUCUGAAGAGAACCAACUUAUGAAUGAGAGUGUUCUAAAAAGAGAAAGCCUUAGUCAUAAAACAUUUGAAUUAACAAAUGCCAAGGUUGCCAGAGGGGUUGUUAUAAUAAUUGGUGAUAUGAAUGUCUCAUAUAAUGUUUCUUUUCAACAAACCUCUUGUAACUGUGCUAAUAAAUGUGAUAAUAUGGAUAAAAAAUGCGAAGUUUGUAUGAAAGACUACGUAGGAUUAAAUGCAGAACCGCCAACUAUUAUUGCAACAAAAUGCUUGAUUAAAGAUUUGUUACGGUUGGGAUUUAUAUGUAUUAAUAUUCAUCUCAACAUAAAUCUAGGGAUGGCUAGUGAGGCAUAUCCAGGCUUGAUCGGCCUCAGGUCAUUUCCUAUCUCGUUAUAUAGCAAUGUACUGGUAGAUUUGGAUUGUGUUCUCAAUAGGAUUUCUGAAAGGUUUCCAACUUCCCCGUUGUCCUUUAUAAGUGUUGGUUUUGGCGCAAAUAUAUUAAUGGAAUAUAUUUCACUGGCGUCGUCUCACAGAUCCUUUAAAACUGCACCAGAUAUGGAUCAAGAUGCAAACCCAUCUAAUUUGCACUCAAUGUUCUCCAAGAUGAACAGCACACAAAACCCCCAAGUGGGAAAGCUCGCAUCGCUAGGUGAAAUGCGGACGAAUAACACUUUAACUUUUAAUUUGAAUCUGAAACCUGAGACAUCAGAUUCUAAUCCUAGUGAGUUUGAUAAAUUACAGCACUUCCUUCAAAUUAAUGAUCCUGUUAAUACGACUGAUUCUAAUGAUAUUCAUAUUAAGGAUGGAUUCUAUAUGAGCAAAAUCGUUCCAGACAAAAAAUAUUCUUUUCUUUCAAAUGCUGAUCCUCCAAAUGUACCUAUGCAGAGUGAUGAUUAUAAAACGCAAGAUGGAUCCGCAAAUGGUGACAUCUCUGAUAGGAAAAAUAUGAAUAAUACAGAUGAUAAUAUGGGAAAUGAGGAUAAUAAAGAAUUUACAGUUGGAACAAGAGUUAUUUUUCCACAUCCCCUGUCAUGCGAACUUUCUUUUAAUAUAAAGAACAUUUCUUCCGUUGUAUGUAUCAAUUUAAAUUUAAGGGAACACGAUAAUGUACUGUACAACUUUACCAAGAUCAAUGAUUAUGAGGACAGUUGCCCGUACAGGAAACUUUGUACUUCUUCUUUAAGUUCUAAUCUUUUGCAACUUUUAAAUCAAAUUAAAUACACCAGGAAAAGUUCUUCCACUAAAAGAGAUCAAAAGUUAUCAUGUGGCCAUUAUGGUAAAGAAAAGAAUUCCGGAAAUUUAAAGAAAUUAUUUAACCGAUCGGGUACUAGGAGUGCUACCAACAAAGAUUCGGGUGCCCUAAGUAUUGUCGAACAAACUAUAACACGUUUACAUAGGGAAUACCACAAUUCAUAUAGAGAAAUGAAGAAAAAUACCUUGACAUUUAUAAAUUAUGGUUCAAUGUUAUUUGAAAGUAUGGGAAUAAGGAGUUGUGCUGAUUUCAAGAUCUCAAUUUUGAUGACUCUGAAGCAAAGGAUUGAAGGUUUAACACAAGAUAUUCGGGGGAAAUCCAGAAUUACGGAAAUACCAAUAUAUAAUUACACAAACAGAAAGAUUAGCACGUGUUUGAGGUUGGGAAGGACUAGUUUUGAUUCUAACAGGGACAGAUUUAUAGCAAAUAUAAAGAGAUUCCCAGAUUAUAAAAUAAGCAGGUACAUAAAUGGUCUUAUAAACAGAGAGUAUGCGAGAAAUAUCAGUAAUAUAAAGAAAAACCUUGAAUGUGUAUCAAUUCCAACUUUAUUUCUCUACUCUUUGGAUACUUCACUUUUUGGUUGGAAAGACAUAGAUAUUUUUGAUGUCAUCAAGUUAGUUUUAUACGGUGAUGAUCAUUACAACAUUUAUAGGAACCCUAAUUUUGUAUACUAUGUUUGUCAAAGCGGAGGAUACUCGACUUUUCUCACGGGACUACACCCCUUCCCCUGGUUCAUUGGACCAACUAUAGAGUUUUUGGAAGAAAUGACUACUAAAAGCUUUACGUUUUAA